CAGUCGCGGACGGAGCGGAGUUUCAAUCACGUUUAAACCGCGUUCACCGCCUUCAUCGCCGCGGAGCUGCGACUGUCGGAGUGUGGCGAUCAUUAACCCGCUGACCGGGCCGGUUGACCCGCUGACCGGGCCGGUUAACCCGUUUACAGCCGCCGGAGAAACGCGGUAAACCGCGCACACACACCGAGAACACUGCGCGCGCUGUCGGCAGUCGCAGCGCGCGCUCUCCGCGUGUCCUGCAGGCAGAAGGAUGUCGCGCGCAGACGGUGACGGAGAGACGGUCAGAGGAGAAGAACCGAUCGAGGAGAACGGAGAAGAUCUCCCGCAGAGCUCUCAGCAGUCCUACCAGUGCUGCGAAUGUGGGAAAACCUUCAGGUUCGCCUCCUUCCUGAAAGUUCACCUGAGAACUCACACCGGAGAGAAGCCCUUCCCCUGCUCGCAGUGCGGGAAGAGGUUCUCCUCGACCACCGGCCUGAGGAACCACACGUACAUUCACAGUGGAGAGAAACCUCACACGUGCUCAGUGUGCCAGAUGACCUUCAGAUCCGUGCCGAACUUAAUCGCCCACCAGAGGACGCACAGUAAGGAGAAGCCUUUCAGCUGCCCGUACUGCGGCCGGGGGUUUUCCAGGCCGGACAACCUUAAACUCCACGUCAAGAUUCAUACCGGAGAUCGGCCUUUCCCCUGCGCCCAGUGCGGCUUGCGUUUCACCUGCACCCGCGUUUUAAAGCAGCACAUGUACGUGCACACUGGACCUCACCGGUGCCCUCACUGCGAGGAGAUCUUCAACACCUUCUCCAGGUUAAAAGCCCACAGGAAGAUUCACAGUGCGUCGUCCAGUCGCGUUAAGAAGUGGCUGGUUAAGGAGGAGCGUGAAGGCGUCCUGACGUGUGGACUGAAGAUGGGGGAUGUGAAGGUGGUGAAGGUGGAGGCAGAAGGAGAAGAUGCUGAAGAUGAGAUCAAGGAGGAUGUACAGCAGGUCCUGCUGUUAGGGGAAAAUCUUGAAGAUGAAUGUGGAGAAGAUGUGAAGCAGGUCCUGGUCCUGGAAGAAGAUGCAGACGAUGGUACUGGAGAGGACGUGAAGCAGGUCCUGGUAUGUGGAGAGGAUGCUGAAGUGAAUGAAGAGGUUCUACAGGAACUGAGAGCACAGAAAUCUCACCAGUGUCCUGAGUGUGGGAAAACCUUCAGAUACGCUUCCAUCCUGAAAGUCCACCUAAGAACUCACACCGGAGAAAAGCCUUUCGUCUGCUUGCAGUGCGGGAAAGGAUUUACCUCCAUCACGAGCCUGAAGAACCACGCGUUCAUACACAGUGGAGAGAAACCUCACACGUGUCCAGUGUGCAAGAAGGGCUUCAGAACUGCCUCAAUCCUGAAAGGGCACCAGUUGACCCACAGUACGGAGAAGCUUUUUACGUGCUCCGACUGCGGUCGAGGUUUUUCCAGGUUGGACAGCUUGAAACUUCACACAAUGAUUCACAAGGGCGAAAGGCCUUUCGUUUGCAGCCAGUGUGGUAUGGCUUUCACUUCUGCUCGUAUUUUAAAAAAGCACACUGUCAUUCAUGCAAGACCCCACCGGUGCCCUCAAUGCGAGAAGCUCUUCGCUACUUUGGCGGAAUUAGAAGCACACCAAAAAAUUCAUGCUGAUGAAAAUCCACCGACUUGUACUCACUGCGGGAAACGUUUUUGGAAAAUGAGAUACUUGAAAGCCCACAUGAGAAUUCACACCGGAGAAAAGCCGUCCUGCACUCAGUGUGGGAGAACUUUCACCACCGAUGGUGCCCUGGUUCACCACAUGAAGCUUCACGCAGGAGACAAACCCCAUCAGUGCUCCCAGUGCGGGAAGACCUUCGUAAGUGUCAAGGAGUUAAGAUUACAUCACCGGAUUCAUACCGGAGAGAAGCCUUUCAGCUGCUCCCAUUGCGACAAGAGUUUCAUCAGUGCAAGCUAUCUGAAGAGCCACAUGGACACGCAUACAGACAGCAAACCUCACCAGUGCUCCGAGUGCGGGAGGAGUUUCAAACGUCCCUCAGAGUUAAAAAUGCACGAAAGGAUUCAUACUGGAGAGAAGCCGCACGCCUGCUCUGAGUGUGGCAAGAGUUUCCGGAAAUUGUGCAACGUUAAAAUUCACAUGAGGACCCACACGGGAGAAAAGCCCUUCAUCUGCAGUGAGUGUGGGAAAAGAUCUACGACGUUAGGCCACCUAAAACUCCACAUGAGGAUGCAUUCAGGCGAGAAGCCGUACGUCUGCUCCGUGUGCGGGAAAUCUUUUACACGAUCGGCGCAUCUGAAAGCUCACCGGUACGUCCACACAGGGGAAAAACCGUACCAGUGCUCAGAGUGUGGAAUGAGCUUCGCUAAGCCAUGUAACUUAAAAACACACCAAAAAACCACACACAAAAGUCCGGAGGACAUCAAGUCCUAGAAUUAUAAAGCUAAGCCUCAACAGGACAAAUCAAAUCAGACCCAUGCUUGUCCAUCUGAGACAUAAUGGGCUGCGAGUUAUGGAAGUUAACAUCUGACAUAACAGGAGGUGAUUGACUUUUGCCAGUUGAAAGGAUCCACCAUAGUCAUUGUAGUGGAGACUACAUUGCAUCUGUUGCAAUCUGGAGCUUGUGAUGUUCAAAAUAAUAAAGAAGAAGAUGCAAAAGUCAAUAAUGACUUGUAGUCAGUCAUCUAGGCAUAACUGAACUUUGCGAAACCUCACACAACGAUGGAAUUUGGGCCACAAACUUGACAGAAUUUUGUUCACAAACUUGACAGAAUUUUGUUCACAAACUUGACAGAAUUUUGUGCACAGUCUUGACGAAAUUUGAUCCACCGUCUUGAUGGAAUUUGAUGCACCAUCUUGACGGAAUUUGGUGCACAAUCUGACUUGCUGACUUUAAUGUGCAUCAUGAAGUCUAACUGAGAAGUCAAACUACAGGUGCGGCUGGUCAUCAGGUCUUUCAGCUCACAUGCUGUUAAGGCCUGGAACAGACUGUGGUUCCUCCCAACCACAGGAGAGCAAAACGUCGAUCUUCAGAUCAUAGCUCGGUGCUAGUAAAGCUUGGUCUGCCCACAUAUGGGGUAAGACAACCCUUGACAAGAGAAACAUGUAGCAAUAUAAUAAAGCUAGCUUCUGUAGAAUGCAUGAACUUAUCAUGUGUACAGACUGGCAAAAAAUCUUCUCAGAGACACAGUGAAUAUUCGCCACCAGUUAACUGUCAUCAGCCAGGAUGCUCAUCACCAGAAAGAUUGGAGAAGAAGUUUUGAUUAGUGAAAAGUAUAAAGGAACUGCAUAGAAGAAGCAGCACCUUUUGCAACAGCUUGAAAAACACAACCCUUAGCAAGCCGAAGCCCAGCUAGAUGUGUGCUCAGGCAGAGAAGGUCCUACAUUAGUACAUUAGAAACAUUAGUCUCAUUAGAAAACUAAUCCCAUCCUAACACCCUAAUCCACAAACUCAGUUGUUAGCAGGAACCUGAAACACUACAAAUCUUGACAAAGCCUUGGGCCCAGAUCAAGUUAUUAAGAAAUGCAUUGCUGAGCUUGCAAGCCCGUAGUCUCUUGGGGCCAGACAUGAUCACAUAACGAGUUCAUGAAUUUUCCCAAACCAGUCUGCUGUGUGUUUUGACCUUACCUUUCAGGCACAACAUUCAGAGAGUAUUAAGUAACACUUACUUGAUCCAUGCACUUCUGCAGUUCUCAUAGAUCCUGUACCUAAUGCAUGAACGUUACUACACUCUGUAAAAAGAUGUUUUUUCAAGGGUUCUUUAGUAAAGACAGUGGUUCUGUAUAGAAACAUGAACAC
This is a messenger RNA of Colossoma macropomum (tambaqui), 3788 nucleotides long. Its product is annotated as oocyte zinc finger protein XlCOF6-like. The coding region runs from base 251 to 2422 and encodes 723 amino acids. The transcript is spliced from 3 exons. The record is from RefSeq and is a predicted model, not a curated record. Gene Ontology annotation, cellular component: nucleus. Lineage: Eukaryota; Metazoa; Chordata; Actinopteri; Characiformes; Serrasalmidae.